This is a messenger RNA of Amaranthus tricolor (Joseph's coat), 567 nucleotides long. Its product is annotated as NEDD8-specific protease 1-like. The record is from RefSeq and is a predicted model, not a curated record. NCBI's taxonomy places the organism in Eukaryota, Viridiplantae, Streptophyta, Magnoliopsida, Caryophyllales, Amaranthaceae. Bases 1 to 567 code for a protein of 188 amino acids. The transcript is spliced from 2 exons.
AUGGCUUCUUCCACAAAAUUACACUCGGCUACAUUAGUUACUAACAUUAAAACUUGUGUUCCCAUUCAUCUUGAUGAUGAAGGCACGAAUUUUAAUACUUGGGUGACUCUUUUUAAGCUUCAUUGUCGGGCUCAUCUUGUGGAUACACAUAUUCUUCCCGUUGACUCUAGUAAAGCAUCGGCUUAUUGUAAUGAACUUGAGACUCUUGCUACUUCUCUUAACACUCUUGGAACUUCCAUUUUCGAUAAUCGGUUAGCUCUUCAAGUUCUUCAUGGUUUGACUACCGACUACCGUACUUUUCAAUUCUUGGUUCAACACAUGUCUCCCGUUCCUUCCUUUGAUACUCUUCGAUCCAUGUUAGAAUUGGAAGAACAUUCUCACAACAAAGAUAAUUCUUCCUCCCAUGAUUCGGCUCUCUUUACUACUCCCAAACCUUCUUCCAUUGAGCAUUCUGAAAAUUUUGAACCUCGGGAUACCCCCAACCACCGUGGUGGCCACCACAACCACCACCGUGGUGGCCGGUCAAGCCGCGGCAACCACCAUAGCCACCAUACCCACCCUGGAUAG